Molecule: messenger RNA, 4586 nt
Organism: Triplophysa dalaica
Lineage: Eukaryota; Metazoa; Chordata; Actinopteri; Cypriniformes; Nemacheilidae
Gene: brinp2
Product: bone morphogenetic protein/retinoic acid inducible neural-specific 2
Exons: 9
Coding region: 1035-3365 (776 amino acids)
Biological process (GO): negative regulation of mitotic cell cycle; positive regulation of neuron differentiation
Source: RefSeq, a predicted model, not a curated record
UCAAUGGCAGCUUUCAGUGUCAAAACCUUGUCCGCAGUCGUUUUCGGUACAAUUUGAACACACUCUGUAGUAAUAUGCCAUGGAGAGAUAUAUAAACCAUUUUAAAAUAUAUAUAGUGGAUAACACCUUUAAUUUGGUAGCGAGGGUUUACAGAUCACAAUAAGAGCGGGAGAAGCCUCAUUUUACGGUCGUCACGAUUGCAGAUGACAACAUCUAGGAUCGACUGUUCAUGUACGGCAGGCCAAUCAGAGCAGAUGGGGCGUGGCUACUGUUCUCAGUUGGACAGGGCUAGUUGAAAAGAAAGAGAUGCUUUCCUGAAAGACGUGGAGAAGCUCUCCUCUGCGCGAGACGUACUGUUCUGGGGUUUGGCAGUGAGUGAUGACUACAACACGGGCAGCUCCUCUCUGACACGCACAUACAUACAAACACAAAGAAACAGACGCUGGAUGUCACAAAUGAACCGAGGCAGGUGCAGUUUCUUUACUUGGAUGGAUCAUGCAUAUGGGUUGCUUCGUAUGGAUUUAUCAUCUUUCUGAUUUUAAUCUUCUCUCUGCUUGUGUCCUCCUUAUUUUCCUGCAGCUCACAUAUUGAUCGGGAAGAAGAUCAAUCCGAAAUACACAUCUGACUUUCUUUUCUGGCUUGCCAACAAACCGCCGGGACUCUUUCUGAAAAACUGGCUUUGAAAGUUUCAAUUCAGUUUUUCCCUCGAACAGAUCGAAACCAAAAGCCACAUUUUGCUUACAUGCAUGAAGAACUCCACACACAAGGUUUGAACAUAGUUGCACGCUCUCUUUGGAGCAAGGAUUGUCAAUUCGAUACCUGGAUUACCCUUUUGACUGCCCGGUGAACCCUUGUGAAUCACAGCGGAGGAGGGAAAGGUACGUCAGGGCGUCUGCUGUCUUUUAAAUCGGACCGAGAAUAAAAGGCUGUGACAAGCUGAUCGGAUAAAGCACUUUCGGGACAGGAACCACCCUUCACAGUCGGGGUCAAAGGGAUUGGAACAAGAAUGCUGGCGCCAGGUGCCCAGAGGCAGGAUGGCAUUGUGUUGGCAGAGAGCUACGGUUGUUAGAUGGUUCCUCUUGAUGCUCCUCUGGCAUUGGGCACCUCUGGGCCCACUGAGCUGGUUUCUGGCUCUGGCUGAGCGUCUGGACCAGAAAACAUCACCUUUCUCUUCUAUCUCCGGUCGGACCAGCGGCCAGCUGGAUUGGCUCCUGUCUGAUAAAGGGCCCUUCCAUCGCUGUCCAGAAUACACCGAGUUUAAAGAACGGUUCCAGCAAGGCUUCUCCACGCGCUAUAAAAUCUACAGGGAGUUUAGUCACUGGAAAGUGAACAGCUUGGUCACAGAGAAGAGAGACUUCUUCAAAGCUCCACUGCCUCUGGCGCCGGAAUUUUUACGCAACCUUAGGCUUCUGGGGAGACGGCCGAGCCUCCAGCAGAUCCACGAAAACCUGAUCAAGAAAUAUGGCACACAUUUCUUGGUAUCGGCCACACUGGGAGGGGAGGAGUCGCUCACAAUCUUCCUGGACAAACAGAAGCUGAGCAAAAAGUCGGAUGGCAGUGGCAACAGCUCUGUGGUCUCCCUGGAAAUCCUGCACCAGUUAGCAGCGUCGUACUUCACGGACAGAGAGAGCACCCUGCGGCGACUACACCACCUGCAGAUCGCCACAUCUGCCAUCAAGGUAACGGAGACCAGGACGGGGCCUCUCGGAUGCAGUAACUACGACAGCCUGGAUUCCGUCAGCUCCGUCUUAGUGCACAGCCCGGAAAAUAAAAUCCAUCUGAAAGGUCUACAGGAUGUACUUCCCGAGUACCUGCGGAAUCGUUUUGUGGAGGCGGCCCUCAGUUACGUGGCGUGUAAUUCGGAGGGCGAACUACUGUGUCGCAACAAUGACUGCUGGUGCCGCUGCUCUACAAAGUUCCCCGACUGUAACUGCCCCUUCGCGGAUAUCAAAGCCAUGGAGGAGAGCCUCAGAAAGAGCAAGGAGUCCUGGAGCAACCUCAACAAUGAGUUUAUGGAGUCAGACGAGUUCAAGGCCUUUCUGAGGAAGCUGCCGCCGGAUCAUUUUUUAAACACCUCCGCUAUCUUAAGGUUCUGGACGUCAGAUCUGGUCCUGCAGAGACGUUAUGGUCUGUUGGAGGCCAGUACUAAAGCGGUGCUGGGAAAAGCCAUCAAGAUAGUUCGCAAGCUCUUUGCUCUCAGCAAGCGCUGUCCCGCACAGCCUCAGAUCAGCCUGCCUAGAGAAAGGACACUGGCUUUUUGGCUGAACAAAGCCCAGUCUCUGUUGUACUGCAGCGAGCACGGCGUGCAUGGCACCUUCUCCGAGCAACUGCAGGGCUGCAUCUGUCCCGCAGACCAACGCAACGUUUGCCAGGGCACCGUUCCCUGUAGGGUCGGUGAGGGGACCCUCUGUUCGUCCUGUGCCCCAGACAACAUUACCCGCUGCGGAAUAUGCCUCCCAGGCAGCAUCCUCCAUAUGGGCUCCUGUCGUCCCAACAUUGCCAACUCUUUGGACCACUACGUCAACUUUGACUUUGAUAUGCCAGACGUGGAGAUGCGUCACCUCCUCCAAAGGUUAGACAGCCGUAUGGAGGUCCACGCCAUCUACAUCAGCAACGACGUGCGCCUGGGCAGCUGGUUCAACCCAGCGUGGAGGAAGCGCAUGCUGCUCACCCUGAAGAGCAACAAGAACAAGUCCAACCUCAUCCAUAUGUUGAUGGGGAUCUCUUUCCAGAUCUGUUCCACCAAGAACAGCACGCUAGAACCCGUGCCUGCAAUCUAUGUCAACCCCUUCGGGGGCAGUCACUCGGAGAGCUGGUUCAUGCCCAUCAACCAGCAGGACUUUCCAGACUGGGAAAGAACUAAACUGGACGCCUCGCUCCAGUGCUAUAACUGGACCCUCAAUCUUGGCAGCAGGUGGAAGUCCUUCUUUGAGACAGUGCACAUUUACUUGCGCAGCCGUGUCAUCACCGACGAUCCCGUAGUCAACGAGACCCUUUUUUACGAACCGCUGGACCUGGACGACCAGUCGGCCAAUCUGGGCUACAUGAAAAUCAACAGCAUGAAGGUGUUUGGCUACAGCAUGCACUUUGACCCAGAGGGGAUCAAAGACCUGAUCCUGCAGUUGGACUACCCAUACACGCAGGGCUCCCAGGACGCGGCCUUCCUCAUGCUAUUGGAGAUGAGGGACCGCAUCAACAGGCUCUCUCCACCUGGAGCCCAGUUGUUGGACCUCUUCUCAUGCCUGCUGAGGCACCGGCUCAAGCUGUCGUCCAGCGAGGUUGUGCGCAUACGGGAGACGCUGCAGAGUUUCAAUGCCAGACUCCCUAAUUCGUCCGAGCCAGAACUCAGCCAGCUGUGCAGCUAGCUCGGAUGAGAGCUUGUGACUCAUUUUUGCCAGCGUGUGAGAAUGUAUUUGUAAAUGAGAUGAGAGAGGAAAAAUAAAUAUAUUGUCAGUGUGUGUGUGUAUGUGUGUGUAAAUGUUUGUGGAUGAGAGUGGCUUUGAAGCAUCUUCCUUUGGGAACCGGUUGUAACAAACAGCAUUUUCAAUGGACUGCUAUACUAUAGGAACAUAGAAGUUGUUGUAUAUUCCCUCACUGGGAAAAUCUUGUUGAAGAAGAGGGAAUCUAGCCUACGGUCAAGUCUACUCAGUGUCUUUGAGUAAGGGUUUCCUUUGAUAGAAUGGGGAUUUAACUUAAGGGGACGGCCUACUCGAUGAUCCGAUCAAACAUGGAAAGAGAACAUUUUAAGCGAAAAUAUAUACCUGCAUUUUCUUAGCACGUACAGUAAGUGCUGAUGCCGUAGGUCUUUUUGGGCAAUGUCAUUGUUUGAAAAGCAGAGAAUCGACGAUAAGGAUUACAAUCUGUAACAUUUUGGAGAACAGUUGUAUAAAGGAUUUAACAAUCGACAAAUAAUUCAAUACUUGCUUUUCUAUUUUAUCUGGAGUCGCAAAUCCUGUAUCGUGAGAUCUGUAUAUCUGUAUUUAAUGUCGGAUUGAAUUUCCGGAAUGUCGGACAGAAAUUUCUUUGUAUUCAGAGAUAUGGCCAAACCAAAAGGUGAUAUGAAAGUAAAUUCAGUGGCAACAUUUCUAUAUUGUUUUUUAUGUCCACUGCAGUCUCUUUUAAGGAAAUAACCUUAAGGUAACAUACUUACAAUAUCGCUUUGAAAUCGGUUUGUGGACAGCUUUGUAAAUAUUGCUUCAUCUCAUUCAAGAAAAGAUUCACAGCGCUUCUUGGAUAUAUAAAGAUAAACACCUGUAUUUGUACUUUUUUGAAAGUGCAAGACCAAAAAACAACACUUCAACACAAAACAGUUGCCUUAUGAAGUGAAGUCUCUGUUCUGAUAUCAAAGCACACUUGGCUGUAUGUGUCUCUCUCCCUCUCUCUCUCUCUCUCUCUGUCUGUCUCUCUCUUUAAAAUCUCUUUAAAAACUAUCCUUCAGCUUUUUCAGUAGUUCUUGUUAUUUUCCUCUAUAUUAAAUUCUCAUUACAAUUCCAGUGACCUUUAAUCUGUAAAUUUUUAAUUGAAGUAUUAUAUGAGAAGUGCAUUUUGUGUCAUCUAUGUGCAAAUACAGAAUUACAUUUACAUUA